This is a messenger RNA of Ornithorhynchus anatinus (platypus), 1219 nucleotides long. RefSeq names its product family with sequence similarity 53 member C (gene FAM53C). Gene Ontology annotation, cellular component: nucleus. The record is from RefSeq and is a predicted model, not a curated record. Gene Ontology annotation, biological process: protein import into nucleus. NCBI's taxonomy places the organism in Eukaryota, Metazoa, Chordata, Mammalia, Monotremata, Ornithorhynchidae. Bases 118 to 1155 code for a protein of 345 amino acids. The transcript has 4 exons.
GAUGGCUCACGGGGGCCGUCCGGCCGUAGGACCCGGGCCCGGGCUGACCGGGGCGUGAGGUCCGUCCGGCCGCAGCGCCGGCCCCCCGCCGGCCCCGCCCUCCGCCCGGACCGCACCAUGAUCACCCUGAUCACCGAGCAGCUCCAGAAUCAGAGCCUGGAGGAGCUGACGUGCCCACCCUUCAGCAUCAGCCUGGCGUUACCCGACCAUGCGGACGUCUCCAGCUGUGCCCGCCCGUUCCAGCUCGUGUCCGAGGGCGCUUCCUGGCUGGGCCUGGGCCUGGGCUCGCCCCAGCAGCCGCAUUGCCACCGGCCCGCUCCGCCCGGCCUGAGCCUGCCCCGGCCUCCGGACCCGCCGCCCGCCCCAGAGCCCCCCGGCCCCCCGCCGGCCCCGGCGCCCCCGUCCAAGAGGCACUGCCGCUCGCUGUCCAUGCCCGUGGACCUGUCCCGCUGGCGGCCCCUGUGGCGCCCGGCCCCCUCCAAACUCUGGGCCCCCGUCAAGCGGCGGGGCGGGGGCGGGCCCGGGGGCGGCCCCCAGCCGCAGCACCAGAGCCCCCCGAAGCGCGGGUCCAGCCUCAGGUUCCUCCCGGCCGCCCGGGCCUGCAGCCCGCCCUUCUUCAGCCUGGCCCUGGGCCGGGGGUCCCCCGCGGCCGGCCGCCCGGGCCCGCCCGGCCCGCAACGCCGCCUGUCGCUGUCGCCGGGCCCGGCGGGGGGCCGCCGCCCGCCCUCGGCCCGCAGCUCGCCGUCGCGCUCGCCGGGGCCGGCCCGCCGGGCCCGCGCCCUCCCCCGCAGCCGCUCGCAGCCCUGCGACCUGGACGCCCGCCGGGGCGCGGUCAAGCGGCCGCACGACGACGACCCCCGUCGCCAGAGGCCCUCUCUGGACUUCGACAAGAUGAACCAGAAGCCGUACUCGGGGGACCGCUGUCUCCCAGGCCAGGAGGAUGGCCGGAGCUCCCCGCCCCCGCCGUGGUUCAUGGCCUACAGCCCCACCAGCGGCUACGAACGGGGACUGAGCGAGAGCGAGGACGAGGAGGACGAGGAGGAGGAGGAGGAGGAGGAGGGGGCUGUGAGGUGGGACCGGAUUCUGCUCCCCAAGCGAACAUUUUCCCAGCAGGAUUUUGGGGACCUGGACUUGAAUCUGAUCGAGGAGAACUAGAGUUGGGCCGCUGAAGCCUGGGGGGCAGCAAACUUCAUGUCCACGAAUAAGGUGAUGGGCGGGG